Haliaeetus leucocephalus (bald eagle) is the source of this 2257-nucleotide messenger RNA. RefSeq names its product transcriptional adaptor 2A (gene TADA2A). Gene Ontology annotation, biological process: chromatin remodeling; regulation of transcription by RNA polymerase II. Gene Ontology annotation, molecular function: chromatin binding; zinc ion binding; protein binding. The record is from RefSeq and is a predicted model, not a curated record. The transcript is spliced from 15 exons. Lineage: Eukaryota; Metazoa; Chordata; Aves; Accipitriformes; Accipitridae. Gene Ontology annotation, cellular component: SAGA-type complex; nucleus. Bases 49 to 1590 code for a protein of 513 amino acids.
CAUUUGAUUUCUUCUCAUACACAGAAAACAGACUCUCAGCCAUGUCAAAUGUUCUCUGUUACAAAGACUGCUGACAGCCCUUUUGCUUUUGUGUUCAGGACGCUCUGGGAGGAUCUUAUCUGUGAGGGCUGCGUGAGAGACGUCUGCAGGGAGAGAAUACCGGUUUUGGACGUACUGGUUGGGGCAAGGCUUACACUACGGGCUUUUAGGCAAGACAAAUUUUACUCAGAGGAGCAAGAACACUGCCAAGGGAAAGGAAUGGAGCGUCUGGCCUCCUUCAGUAAUGACCCUUUUGAUAAGCCUCCAUGCCGAGGUUGCUCUUCGUACCUCACAGAGCCCUACGUUAAGUGUGCUGAGUGUGGGCCUCCUCCCUUCCUCCUGUGUUUGCAGUGUUUCACACGAGGAUUUGAAUACAAGAAACAUCAAAGUGAUCAUACUUACGAGAUAAUGACUUCUGAUUUCCCUGUUUUGGAUCCUAACUGGACAGCUCAAGAGGAAAUGGCUCUCCUAGAAGCUGUGAUGGACUGUGGAUUUGGAAACUGGCAGGAUGUAGCCAACCAGAUGUGUACAAAAUCCAAGGAGGAGUGUGAGAAACAUUAUAUGAAACACUUUAUCAACAAUCCCUUGUUUGCAUCUACAUUACUGAACCUGAAGCAGGCGGAGGAGGCGCAGCACAACGAAACAGCCAUUCCUUUCCACCCUGCUGAUGAUCCCCCACGGCCUACUUUUGAUUCCUUGCUCUCCAGGGAUAUGGCUGGGUACAUGCCAGCGAGAGCUGACUUCGUUGAGGAGUUUGACAACUAUGCUGAAUGGGAUUUGAGAGAUAUUGAUUUUGUAGAAGAUGAUUCAGACAUUUUGCAUGCUCUGAAGAUUGCAGUUGUAGAUAUCUAUCAUUCCAGGUUAAAGGAAAGACAGAGAAGAAAAAAAAUUAUAAGAGAUCAUGGCCUAAUCAACCUCAGAAAAUUUCAGAUUUUGGAAAGGCGAUAUCCAAAGGAGGUUCAAGACCUUUAUGAAACGAUGCGGCGAUUUGCACGAAUUCUUGGACCGGUAGAGCAUGAUAAGUUCAUUGAAAGUCAUGCAUUGGAAUUUGAGCUGCGGAGGGAAAUAAAGCGACUACAGGAAUACAGAGCAGCAGGAAUCACCAAUUUCUGUAGUGCCAGAACAUAUGAUCACCUUAAGAAGACGAGAGAUGAGGAACGCCUAAAGCGCACUAUGCUUUCUGAAGUCCUGCAGUACAUCCAGGACAGCAGUGCCUGCCAGCAGUGGCUCAGUCGACAAGCUGAUAUUGAUUCCGGCCUGAGUCCUACGGUACCAGUUCCUUCAAAUUCAGGUAGACGGAGUGCCCCACCACUGAACCUCACAGGUCUCCCAGGGACAGAGAAACUUAAUGAGAAGGAGAAGGAGCUCUGUCAGAUGGUGAGGUUGGUCCCUGGAGCCUAUUUAGAAUAUAAAGCUGCGUUAGUGAAUGAGUGUAACAAACAAGGAGGCCUGAGACUAGCACAGGCUAGAGCACUCAUCAAGAUCGAUGUGAACAAAACCAGGAAAAUCUAUGACUUCCUUAUCAGAGAAGGGUACAUCACGAAAGCCUGAGGACAGACAUCAGCGCUUUGGCUGGGGCAGACAGAUGUGGAGAAGCUUUGAAGUCACUUUGACAGCGCUGAAAGAUUUUAACAGUGUUGAAUGAAGGACAUUUCCUUUUGCUUAAAAUCUUUUGGGGCUUUUUUUUUCUGUAAAAACAAGUAGGGAGCUUUGUUAAAUUGUAUGAGUACUGACAUUUCUUUGUCUGGUUUCCUUUUGACUCUGCUGUUUAACACUGCUGUUGUCAGAAUUAUGCUGCCACGUAGCGCUGGAAAGAAUCAUAUGCCGUAUAAGCUAAUCUUAAAUGUGAAUGGGCAUUCAUUUCUAACACCUCCUCGAACUAAAAAGAGAAUCAUGGUACUUUUAUGCUGACAGUGACACAGAAUAAGGACAGAAGAGCAGCACGUAAUGAGAGUCACACUUUGACUUUGUGUGAGUACAGGGGUAUAGAAAUGCAGUCCCCUCCCUUCUUGUACUCCUUCCUGUAACAGUGGCAGCUUUCAAAGGAGAUAGCACAUGCCUGGGGGUAUAAAAAUAGAGCUUGCAGUGGUCCAGUCUUUUUAACUUAAUUGUGAUAAAGGAUGGGAAAGGACAUUGCAGGGAAGCUCCUCAACAGUUGUUACUUUUAUGUGAUAUUAGCACAUAUCACAGCAUGAGAGCACUGUACAAACCAAUAAGC